CCCGCUGACCGCUGGUUUGAUCUCUCCACAGAUCCUGCUGCAGAACGGCACUCUGGGAAACACAGUGGACGAGACCGAGGGUUUGAUCAAACGCCACGAAGCUUUUGAGAAGCUGCUCAGCUCGCAGGAGGACAAGCUUUCCUCUCUGAAGGAUCUGUCUGAGCGGUUGAGGAAGCUGUUGAGCAGCGAGAAAAGCCGAUUGGUCCAAGCCAAACUCAAAGCCCUCCUCCAGCGGCGGGACAGGAUCAGGGAGCUGUCCGUCAAACGCAGGGAGGAGCUGGAGCUCUCCAGGAUGCUGUGCAUCUUCAACCGAGACGUUGCGGAGGCCGAGGAGUGGGCGUCUGAGCGGAGGCAGAAAAUGGCGGAGGACGGGAAAGCCGACCUCAGCACUCUUCAGGCCAAGAUGAAGCUUCUCCAGAAACAUCAGGUGUUUGAGGCCGAGAUCCUGGCGCACAGAGAGACCAUCAGCUCCGUGCUGCGGGCUGGAGAGGAGCUGGUUUCCCUUCGACACCCCAGGUCCAAGGAGGUGAAGAGGAGCAGCGCCGCCCUACAGCGCCACUGGGAGGAGCUGAAGGAGGCCCUGGCCACCCGGGGGAAAGAUCUGGAAGACAACAGAGACUUCCUGGAGUUCCUGCAGAAAGUGGAAGAGGUGGAGGCCUGGAUCAGACAUAAGGUAGGAGACGGGGGAGGAGACAAACG
Etheostoma cragini (Arkansas darter) is the source of this 699-nucleotide messenger RNA. Its product is annotated as spectrin beta chain, non-erythrocytic 5-like. The record is from RefSeq and is a predicted model, not a curated record. Lineage: Eukaryota; Metazoa; Chordata; Actinopteri; Perciformes; Percidae. Gene Ontology annotation, cellular component: plasma membrane; cell projection; cortical actin cytoskeleton. The annotation marks the transcript as partial. The transcript has 4 exons. Gene Ontology annotation, biological process: actin cytoskeleton organization. Gene Ontology annotation, molecular function: actin filament binding.